Messenger RNA from Coffea arabica (coffee), 2621 nucleotides. Lineage: Eukaryota; Viridiplantae; Streptophyta; Magnoliopsida; Gentianales; Rubiaceae. The record is from RefSeq and is a predicted model, not a curated record.
GCCGAUAACCACAGCAGUUCAGCCACCACCGCCGCUCUUGAGAUCCAUCGCCGAUCUCUGGCCUCCAUCGCUCUUGAGAUCCACAGCCUUCAAUCUCUGGCCUCCACCGCCGCAACACCACCAGUUCGUUCAGAUUUCAAGAGAAACAAGUAGUUAGCAAGCGGGUGAACUGAAGCUAAAGCCUAAAUCUGGACAAUGGAAGGUACCGAUUCACAGUCCACACCAACAAAUGAAGGAUCGGCAUCAAAGUCAAGUUCUGAAAAUGUUAGGCAAAAAACUGAUAUAGCUUGGAGAUAUGCUAUAGAAGGACAAGAUUCACAAGGUAGAAGAAUUUUGAUAUGUCAAUGGUGCAGUAGUAUUUUUAGAGGGGGAGGUAUUAAUCGAGUGAAGCAUCAUCUUGCAAAAGUAAAGGGUAAUGUGGCUCCAUGCAAAAAUGUGCCAAAUGAUGUUCAGCAGAUAAUGGAAGAUUCAUUGAACGAAAAUGUUAAAAAAGCAAAAGAGAAAAAAGGGAUAUUUGAAAUUGGAAAUCCAUUGGGCCGAAGUGUAGCGGGAUUUGAAGAUGAUGAUAUUCAAGAAAUUCCUCAUCCAAAAACAAAGACUCAAACUAACAUGAGUGGGAAUAAGGGAAAAAGAAAGGCACAUGGCAUUGAAUCUUAUAUGACAGGUAAAUCUCUUGAUCACUCUCAACCGAGUAUCAAGUCUUGUAUGCAAAGUAAAGAGAGAUGGCAUGAUACUGACAUGGCUAUAGCUUUGUGGUUUUAUGAUGCAUGUAUUCCAAUGAAUGCUUGUAAUUCUCCCUAUUACCAACAAGCAAUUGGAAAAAUAACAAGUAUGGGUCAUGGUUAUCAAGGACCUAGUUAUCAUGCUUUAAGGGUAACUUUGUUGAAAGAUGCAAAGAAGCAAGUUGAAUUAAUUGUUGACAAUCUACGUAGUAAAUGGGCUGAAACUGGUUGCACAAUUAUGGGUGAUGGCUGGAAGGAUAAUAGGCAAAGAAGUUUGAUCAAUUUUUUGGUCUAUUGUCCUAGUGGGAUCUCAUUUAUCAAAUCUGUUGAUGCUUCAGAUUUUGAGUCUAAUGCUGAAUAUUUGUGCAAUCUGUUUUCAGAAAUUGUUGAGAUUGUUGGAUCUAGUAAUGUUGUUCACAUGGUCACAGAUAAUGCAAGUAAUUAUAAAGCUGCCGGUCGAUUACUUUCUGAAAAAUAUCCUACAAUUAGUUGGUCUCCUUGUGCAGCACAUUGUUUGAAUUUAAUUAUGAAAGAUAUUGGAGAAAUGACUCAUGUGAAAGAUGUAAUUACUCUUGCUUCAAGAGUCACUGUGUAUGUUCAUAAUCGAAAGUGGAUUCUUAGUUGGUUAAGAAAAAGGCCUGGUUGGAGAGAGAUUCUUCGUCCUGCGGAAACACGAUUUGGUACUAAUUUUAUUGCUUUGAAGAAUCUUCAUGAUUUGAAACAACAUUUGGAGGCUUUAGUGACUUCUAGUGCAUACAAGAGAGAGUUGAAAAAUGAAAAAGGUAAAGAAGUCAAACAAAUUGUUGUUGAUGGGAAGUUUUGGAAUAAUUGUUUGAUUAUUGUGAGAAUUAUGGGUCCAAUUAUGCGCUUGUUGCGCAUUUGUGAUUCUGAUGAAAAACCAUCAUUGGGUUAUGUAUAUGAAGGCAUGUGGAGAGUUGUUAAUGGCAUUAAAGAGCUGUUUAAGAACAAGAAAAAGUUCUAUGGUCCAUACAUUGAUAUAAUUGAUAGGAGGUGGGAUAAUAUGUUGAAAAAAGAUCUUCAUGCAGCUGCCUUUUGGUUGAAUCCGGCCUUUCAAUAUGAUAAGGAUAGCCCUUGUCACAUGCCUGAGAUUAUGAAAAGUGUUUUAGAAGUCAUGCAAAAGCUAAAAAUGGAUGGACUUCAAUAUAUGAUGGAUGAAAUAUCAAUGUUUAGGUCAAAGGAUCAAAGUUUUGGAUUUGAAUUUGCUCAAAAUACUCACAAAACUGCCCGUCCAGAUGAGUGGUGGAAAUUGUUUGGUAAUGAUGCUCCACAUUUACAAAAGUUGGCAAUUAAACUCUUGAGCCAAACAUCUUCUUCUUCGGGAUGUGAACGCAAUUGGAGUGUAUUUGAACGCAUCCAUACCAAAAAGAGAAAUAGACUUGAGCAUCAAAGGCUUUCAUAUAAAAAGAGGUCUUAUGAUCCGGUGGAUUAUGAAACUAUUGAUAAAGUUGAAUUUUGGGUAAUUGAUGAGGAACAAGAAGGAGAGCUUGAUUAUGAUGAGUUAGAAGAAAUGAUUGAAGAAGAAUUUCCCAAAACUAGCGAGAAUGAAGCCUCUCAAUCACAUAAGAAAGACACAAAUAUUGUGCAACUUGAUGAUGAGGAUGAUGUUGAUGAUAUCGACUUCGAAAGUUAUGAAAUUGGAGAUAAGGAUGAUGAGGAUGAAGAUGAAGAAUGGCUUAGAUAGUUCUGUGGAACAUGGUGUUUUAUUUAGAUUGAUAUUAUCAAGCAUUUGAACAUGAACUUGUUACCUUAUUUGGAUUGCUAUUUGUUAAUGAUUGAACAUAUAUGGGAUUUCUAUUUUAUAAAUUUGUGAGUUUGGAUGAAUUUGGUGAAUUGUUUGAUGAAUUAGAUAUAAAUUUAGAUGACUGGGUUCUUUGGUUA